Messenger RNA from Suricata suricatta (meerkat), 1513 nucleotides. RefSeq names its product inactive tyrosine-protein kinase transmembrane receptor ROR1-like. Gene Ontology annotation, molecular function: cell-cell adhesion mediator activity. The transcript has 4 exons. Gene Ontology annotation, biological process: axon guidance; dendrite self-avoidance; homophilic cell-cell adhesion. The coding region runs from base 84 to 473 and encodes 129 amino acids. Gene Ontology annotation, cellular component: axon; plasma membrane. NCBI's taxonomy places the organism in Eukaryota, Metazoa, Chordata, Mammalia, Carnivora, Herpestidae. The record is from RefSeq and is a predicted model, not a curated record.
UCACUGCUGAGUUAGUGCCUACCUCAUCAUGGAACAUUUCAAGUGAACUCGACAAAGAUUCUUACCUGACCCUGGAUGAACCGAUGAAUAACAUCACCACGUCCCUGGGCCAGACAGCUGAACUGCACUGCAAAGUCUCUGGGAAUCCACCUCCCACCAUCCGCUGGUUCAAAAAUGAUGCACCUGUGGUCCAGGAGCCCCGGAGGAUCUCCUUUCGGGCAACCAGUUAUGGCUCUAGACUGCGGAUUAGAAACCUUGACACCACAGAUACAGGCUACUUCCAGUGCGUGGCAACAAAUGGCAAGAAGGUGGUUUCUACCACCGGAGUCUUGUUCGUCAAGUUUGGCCCCCCUCCCACCGCAAGCCCAGGAUCAUCGCUCUGCCUCAGUCCUGCUCCUGUCCCUGGGGGCAUUGCUCAACCACUAGGAGUAAGAGUCAACCAGUUUGCUGACCCUGAUCUGAAGCUCAGUUGAUCCAAACUGAGCAAGAAGUGAACAAGUUUUCUGCAUUUCCUUCCAGACCUCUAGUAGCCCUGACACACAUCCUGGACUAAUCAAGAUGGUGUGAAAUGCACGUCCAUCAAUUCAGAGCCGAGCUCUUGUCAUGCGGGACUGAAUUACCAACUUCCCAAGGAUCGCUGGGCAUGGGAGCAUGUUCUUUUCUUCUACAUCCCAAAUGUUGGAUGCUUCUGCCUUCUAACACUGCUCUAAAAUAGCUUUGUCAAACAAAGCAUGAACACUAGGAGUUUCCUGACAUUUUCAUAACUACGAGCAUAUGAUUUGCAGUUCAUAUUGAAUAACGAUGUAAGAAAUCUGCCAAGAAAGCUCCAAAUACUAUUUCCAGCGCUGGUUCAUAACCAGUUACAGCUGCCUCACCACAGAAUGUGAGCACAAUAGACUACCAGGUUCCGUGGCUCUCCUGCUUGCAAAGUUUGUAUUGAGUUACUGGGAGUCGUUCUAAUGGGGGAAGUCACUCUCCUGGAAAGCAUUUAAGAUGAAUAAAGCGAAGGGUUUAAUGUUCUAAUGAAAAAAUUUGUCAAUAUUUAAAUCAAACGUGUGAACACUAAGUGAUCUUACGUAUGUUUGCUGCAGAGGUUUCGAGGCAGUCUUUGGCUUUCCAGACACGAAUAAAGGAGAUAGAUGCACUGUUAAACUUUCGAACAGUGACGAAGAAAAACAUGGAGUAAUUGCUUCACUCAAAGCCUGCCAGGAGAUUAAUUGCCUAAGAGAUGUAUUUUAUGCAGUGUCCAAAAAUGGCAGAAUCUACAGGAGUGACUUGCUUUCACUAGGAAAAAACAUAUGUCACCUCUCACCAAAGAUGUUUAUGUCUUUUCACAAACCUGUCUUUUUUCAGCCCAAAGACAUUACAACUGGUAAUGGCUACAAAGCAAGGAGUUGAUCAGUUAGGAGUGUUUAGUAAUGUUUAAAAUAAUACCCUGUGGAGUCCGGUACAAUUCUGUACUGCAAGCCCCGUGGAACAGAACCCCCGACCCCAGGGCUGCAAGGCCUUUUUG